GGGUCGCCACCAUCUGGACCAAAAUCUCACCCUGACGGGAUACGAAUUAACUACUGGAAAUGAAAUUCCAGCUGACAACCGUUUAACUGUCAUUCAAAAUAAUAAACACAUUUCUGACUGAAUUUUAUAUUGUUAAUCGCAGGUAGAUAACGCACUUAAUAAACCGGAGAUCUUCAAACGAUCGAAAAGUUAUUCAAGAUUGAUUAAAAUCUGACGAGGUCUUCAUCAUGGAUUCGGAUAUUGAACAGAUUCACGAACUCAUUGUUGAUAUGAACUAUCCAAUUACUGUAGCUGACUUGAAAAAUCCGACUUCGGAAUGUAUGUCAAAAAUUAUGUUGACAUUUCUCUCGAGACUUUCGAUCGAUGGGAAAACGAUACAGAGGGCUACAUUUGAACAAGAUCAAUAUUUAUCCUACCCAGAGGUUUACUAUGAUAUCAUAAGUUUGAUAAAUUUGCACACCGUAAUGUCAAAAAUAUGUGAUCACAUAUUUAUAAAAGAUUUUUUCUUCACCGAUAUGACUAACCCGGGUGCCAAAAAAGUUCGAAGAUUAAUUCGGACGCUUCUGAACUUUGAUCUAUAUUAUACUAAUAAAAUGGAAGAACUGAUAGAACCUCUAGAGGCAAUAUUCGGUAGAGUGAAUACCGUCGAUGAUCUAAGAGAGAAAAAGAAGCAAGUUAUGGAACUUCGCACGCAGAUCGUACUUGAAAAUUCCAAGAAACUAGCUUUGAAGGAAAAACUUUUAAAAGAACUAGAAGAGAUCAAAAACCGACUGGGUGGAAUAGAUAAAAAAAUUCACUCUCAAGAAAAGAGAGUACAAAAUGCCAAGCAUGCCUUGCUGACUGUACAACAAGAAAAUGGAGAGAUCGAACAACAAGUUUCAAAGUUGACACAAAGAACAACUGAGAUGGAGUCGACGGUUGUGAAUUCACCAGAAGAGUACAAAGCUCAACUGACCAAUUAUCAGCAGGAAUAUGACUUGAAAACUGAAAACAUACGAAUAAUCGUUGAUAAAAUUCGAGAUAAACGAGAACUCAUUGCCCUGGUAGAAAAAGUAACGCAAUUUGUAAACCAAGAGUUUCAGAAAUUCGGUAAAGUACGAGAUGCACGUCUUGAGAUUGAAUCGCUGCUCAAAUUAAAGGGAGAGUUAACAAACCGAAUAGACGAAAUAAAGUCUACAAUGGAGAAGUUAACCAAUGAUAUGGAUAACACAAAUGAUGAUGGCCGAUGCAAUUCAGAUAAAAUUGAUAAACUACACGCUCAAUGCGAGGAAAAACUUGCUCCUCUUCGUGAAAUGCAUGGGAUAUUCACUGACCGAAUUCGUAAUGAACAGGAAAAAUUGAAGGAAGUCGAGUUACGGUCUCAUCGAAUAUGUUGUGAGAAAGAACAAGCUAACGAAGUUAUUUCAAACGUUGAAAAAGAAACUAUUCAAUUUCUAAAGGAGUGUCAAGACCUCUACAGAAACGAUCUGGAGAAGGAAAUCGAGAUUCAAAAUAUUUGGAAAUCGAAACACCAUAAGAAUUAAUUCAUUAGAAUUACUACUAAAUUUAGGUAAUAGAUUUUUGUACUUUUUCUUACCAAAUAAUUGGGAUAAACAGUCCUAGAUUCUAUAUUCAUU
This is a messenger RNA of Athalia rosae (coleseed sawfly), 1616 nucleotides long. RefSeq names its product kinetochore protein Nuf2-like. Lineage: Eukaryota; Metazoa; Arthropoda; Insecta; Hymenoptera; Athaliidae. The record is from RefSeq and is a predicted model, not a curated record. The coding region runs from base 228 to 1523 and encodes 431 amino acids. Gene Ontology annotation, cellular component: kinetochore; Ndc80 complex. The transcript has 9 exons.